This is a messenger RNA of Heterocephalus glaber (naked mole-rat), 1198 nucleotides long. It is a transcript of the gene Asb9, whose product is annotated as ankyrin repeat and SOCS box containing 9. Gene Ontology annotation, biological process: intracellular signal transduction; positive regulation of protein catabolic process; protein ubiquitination. Gene Ontology annotation, molecular function: protein binding. The record is from RefSeq and is a predicted model, not a curated record. Lineage: Eukaryota; Metazoa; Chordata; Mammalia; Rodentia; Bathyergidae.
GUGGGGUGUGUGUGUGUGUGUGUGUGUGUGUGUGUGUGUGUAUGUGUGUGUCUGACCACAGGUGGUACUCAGAUUACCCUCCCUGUACUGUUCUCUGUUGCAGACUGUCUGACCACCACGUGUGUAAUUCAGCCAGCCACAGAACUGGAAUUUCCCAGGGGCAAGAGAAGCACGGAAUUUGGACUUUCUUAAGCAACUGAAGUAGAGCGUGGAACUUGCUGGCCCAGGAAACACCAUGGACAAUGAACAAGAAGGCAGUAAUACCAGCAAGCCCCUGUGGCUAGGAGGCUUUCUUGACACCAGGAGAUUCUCGAACUCUUUGAUGAAGGAUAUUGUGUCUUACUGGUCUCCAGUGCAUGAAGCUGCAAUCCAUGGACGUCUGUUCUAUUUGAGAAACCUCAUCAACCAGGGGUGGCCUGUGAACAUCAACACAGCAGAUCAAGUGUCUCCACUCCAUGAAGCCUGUCUUGGAGGUCAUCCAUCUUGUGCGAAUAUGUUAUUAAGACAUGGCGCUCAGGUGAAUGCUGUGACCACGGACUGGCAUACUCCCCUGUUUAGUGCCUGUAUCAGUGGCAGCGUGGACUGUGUGAAUCUGCUUCUGCAGCAUGGGGCCAGCCCCCACUCAGAGAGUGAUCUGGCAUCUCCAAUCCACGAGGCUGCUAAGAGAGGUCAUGUGGAGUGCAUCGAGUCCCUUGUAGCUCAUGGUGCCAACAUUAACCAUAACAUCAGCCACCUGGGCACUCCCCUCUAUGUGGCUUGUGAAAAACAGCAGCUGGCCUGUGCCAAGAAGCUUCUGGAGUCAGGAGCAAGUGUCAACCAAGGCAGAGAUCUGGAUUCUCCUCUUCAUGCAGUGGCCAGGCUGUCCAAUGGGGAGCUGGCCUGCCUGCUCAUGGACUUCGGAGCAAACGCCCAGGCCAGGAAUGCUGACGGCAAACGUCCUGUGGAACUGGUGCCUCCAGAUAGCCCUUUGAUCAAUUUCUUCUUGCAGAGAGAAGGGCCCGCUUCUUUGAUGGAGUUAUGCCGCUUGAGAAUCCGGCAGUGCUUUGGAAUCCAGCAACAUCAUAAGAUAUCUGAGCUCAUCCUUCCAGAGACACUAAAACAGUUUCUCCUACAUGUUAAUUGUGUCGAAGGAAUGGAUUUACAAGCAAGAGCAAAACAUAAUUGAAUGUUGUGGUCACUGGAACUGAAAAUAAACUUA